Molecule: messenger RNA, 464 nt
Organism: Zychaea mexicana
Lineage: Eukaryota; Fungi; Mucoromycota; Mucoromycetes; Mucorales; Lichtheimiaceae
Exons: 1
Coding region: 73-390 (105 amino acids)
Source: RefSeq, a predicted model, not a curated record
AGGAGCGAUUUUUCACGGCAGCGCUUGAACGUGCAACAGAAACACGCAGCAACAGCUGGAAAAGGAGGCAUAAUGAAGAUAGCGACGAAGACGGUAUACUAUUGUUCGGAAGGCAACCAAAGAACAUGGCGAGUGAUAGUAUGGAUUUUGAAACGUUUUGCAAACACCAGGGACAGAUGUAGGGUUUGGGGAGGAGGAAGAGGUUGGGCAAUCUAUGACAAGUAUAUAUUAUUAUCAUAUCACAUUCUCAUGAUUGUCGUCAAUACAUGCAUGUAUAAAUCUCGGAUUCACUUCACUUCACAUAUAACUACUGGUCCAUAUAUUACUUAUAUAUUUCCCCUCUGCACUAUCAAAACGAUCUUAUAUGUUGGAAAAUGUGAAUGUAAUUAAAAUUACAGAUGAUACAACUUUAUGAAAAUUGAUGUGGAUAUGUGGGGUAGAAAUGUCAAAGAUACACUCUGUAU